UGUUGUGCUCGCCGCUGAUGGGCUUCAAUCGAGACACACGGCGCGCACCGAUUAUACACAUCCACCGCGAGAGGAACAACGUAUCCUCAUUUAUAAGUCAAUCACAAGUUUAACUUGAAUUUAACUUGAACAAGUUUCAUCGGAGGAUUUUUUUCUGUUGGUGUACAUUUAAUUUAUUGAUAUUGGACUGGGAAGUUUUGUGUUAAUACUUUCGAGGCAAAUGUUUAAUUGCUGGUGUGGUGAGCGCGAAACUGCACAAUGCUGAUAUCGAGCGGCGCGCCCAACGGCCUGCUGACGACGCCCGGAAACGACUUCACGAGCAUCGCCGGCCUCUCUGGUUGCUGCCCGCUGCCAGCGGCGCCGGCCGCCGCACGCUCCGGUAUCGUCAAUUGGAAGAUGGAUCCUUCCGUCGGCGGCUUAUCGGCCACCGCGCCGAAUGUCCUACCUUCAACAUUACCUCUUUCACCAACUGUGGCAACAUCGCCUUCGGUGCCCGGUCCGACGUCGGGUGCGGCUAGUGGCGGCGGUCCGUCGGGGGCGAUUCCGCCGGCGGCGCUGCGCGAGUUCUACAGCCAGGCGAACACCCCCGGCCACCCUCUUGCGUCGCUGGUCUCACAACAGCGGCUGCUCGAGCUCUCCCGCUUCGGGCUGCGCCACUACGACCUCGCGCAGCAUAUGCUCACCCAGCAGGGGGCCGUCACCAAAUUGCUAGGAACUCUACGACCACCUGGAUUAAUCGGCGGCAGUAAACCGAAAGUAGCCACCCCUGCCGUGGUGUCAAAAAUCGAACAGUACAAAAGAGAAAACCCAACGAUUUUUGCCUGGGAAAUCCGCGAGCGAUUAAUAUCCGAAGGAGUGUGUACGAACGCCACCGCUCCUUCCGUGAGCAGUAUUAACCGAAUUUUGAGAAAUCGCGCGGCGGAACGCGCCGCUGCUGAAUUUGCAAGAGCAGCUGGUUAUGGUCUGUAUCACCCUCAUCCGUAUGCAGCGGCGGCUGCUUUCCCCUGGCAUAAUCCUCUAUGGCCCAAUGGUCCACUGGGGUUGCAACCUCCUGGUAGUGGCAGUUCCUCGGCGAUGGCAGGAUCUCCUGGGUCUUCGGCUUCGCCACAUCAAGACCACAGAUUGCUUAACUCACCUCCUGGUUUAGACAAAGAUGAUUCCAGUCUAGAUGGCUCUGAACAACCGAAAUUCAGACGGAAUCGCACAACGUUUAGUCCUGAUCAACUUGAAGAACUUGAAAAAGAGUUUGAAAAAUCUCAUUAUCCUUGUGUAUCAACCCGAGAACGAUUGGCAUCGAAGACGUCUUUAUCUGAAGCUAGAGUACAGGUUUGGUUUUCCAACAGGCGUGCGAAAUGGCGCCGCCACCAGCGCAUGAAUCUACUAAAGCGGGCGUCGCCGUCGGGGGGCGGGGGCGGCUCGUCUGCGAUGUACGCCGGCCGAUUGACGCCAUCACCGCACUACAACGCGGCUUCCACCCCUGGCUCGCCGCGUACCACGCAUCGCACCGGCGCGCCCCCACCGUCCGCGCUCAUGCUGCAGAUGGGCGGCGAGAAUAGCGCCUUCAAAGCAUUCGGACCCAAUAAUACACUAGCGGACAUCCGCCGCCUCGGCGGUUACAUGACCGAUUCGGAUGAGGAGAUCAAUGUCAACGAUGAGUCUGACUGUGAGGAUGUGCGACACCGAUCGCGUUCUUCAUCACCGGUAGAUGUCGUUGAUGAACCGAAGGAUACGCCGCGUAAGGAUAAGGAACAACCGCUGCAACUCACAAUGCACGAUCGUGAAUGACAGUUAAGUGUGCGCAUCAUCAGUGAAUUUAAAAAAAAAGUGAAUAUUUAAACAAAAAACACUCAUCAACCAAAGCAGGACGUUAAUUCAGUUAGCAAUAAUCGUAAGUAAGUGUUUAAAUGAUAAGGUUGUAAAUAUUUAUGAACAUUGAACAUUGGGAAACGCGCAACUUUUAGUGUAAAUGAAUUUGAAGCAAUCGAGAACAUUUUGAACUCUUUCAACUCUUUGAAGACUCAGCAUUCAACAACUAUACACUUUGUAAAAAUGAAUAAAUUAUUAAUUUAUGGGUAAACUUCGUGUUCUUGUCGUCAUGCACGCAUGUUUCUUCAACUUUAUCCAGAUGUUCAAACAAUCGCUUAAAACAGCACAUUCUUUCAAAGUAUUAAAAGGUUAGCAAACUCAGAUUGAAUUAUAAAACAAGAGUGAAUUGAAAGGCAAAAAGGCUGGAAAGAAACUCUGGAUUUAUAUGACUUUUUAAUGAGCGAGAAAUUAUGCCUAUGCAUGAGUGAAUUACAUGGAUAUAAAUCAAUUACUCGAUUGAAUUAUUAAUGAAAAAUAAACUUUUAUAUGAAAA
Dalotia coriaria is the source of this 2359-nucleotide messenger RNA. It is a transcript of the gene Eyg, whose product is annotated as paired box protein Pax-6-like. The transcript is spliced from 5 exons. Gene Ontology annotation, molecular function: DNA-binding transcription factor activity, RNA polymerase II-specific; RNA polymerase II cis-regulatory region sequence-specific DNA binding. The record is from RefSeq and is a predicted model, not a curated record. Gene Ontology annotation, biological process: anatomical structure development; regulation of transcription by RNA polymerase II. The coding region runs from base 259 to 1785 and encodes 508 amino acids. Lineage: Eukaryota; Metazoa; Arthropoda; Insecta; Coleoptera; Staphylinidae.